Messenger RNA from Cinclus cinclus, 1530 nucleotides. RefSeq names its product sterol-C5-desaturase (gene SC5D). Lineage: Eukaryota; Metazoa; Chordata; Aves; Passeriformes; Cinclidae. The record is from RefSeq and is a predicted model, not a curated record. Gene Ontology annotation, molecular function: iron ion binding; oxidoreductase activity. Bases 50 to 919 code for a protein of 289 amino acids. The transcript has 5 exons.
CCGCGCGGUCCCGCCCCCCGCCGCUCCGGGACCCCGGGCAGGAGCCACCAUGGAUCUGGUCCUGGAAGCCGCGGACCGGCACCUCCUGACACCCUACGUGUACCCGGCGGGGUGGCCCGAGGACGAGCCCUGCCGCCAGCUCCUCAGCCUUUUUGUCAUCACCAACCUGGGGGCCCUCGCCCUCUACCUGCUCUUCGGGACCCUCAGCUACUACUUCAUCUUUGACCAUGAGCUCAAGAAACAUCCCCACUUCCUGGAGAACCAGGUGAGCCGGGAGAUCGCCUACGCCCUGCGCUCCCUGCCCUGGAUCAGUGUCCCCACCGUCGCCCUGUUCUUCGCCGAGGUGCGGGGCUACAGCAAACUCUACGACAACAUCGAGGACUCCCCGUAUGGCUGGUCUGGUGUCUUCCUCAGCAUGCUGUCCUUCCUCUUCUUCACUGACAUGGGCAUCUACUGGAUACACCGUGGUCUCCACCACAAGCUGUUCUAUAAGCGUUUCCACAAGCCCCACCACCUGUGGAAGAUCGCCACGCCCUUCGCCAGCCACGCCUUCCACCCCGUGGAUGGCUUCAUGCAGAGCCUGCCCUACCACGUGUACCCCUUCCUGUUCCCCCUGCACAAAGUCACCUACCUGGGCCUCUACAUCUUCGUCAACGUCUGGACCAUCUCCAUCCACGACGGCGACUACCGCGUGCCGCGGCUGCUGCGGCACGUCAUCAACGGCUCUGCCCACCACACCGACCACCACCUGUACUUCGACUACAACUACGGGCAGUAUUUCACCCUCUGGGACAAGAUUGGUGGUUCUUACAAGAGUCCCUCGUCCUUCGAGGGCAAAGGCCCCCACGAUUACUUGCGCAAGCUGCGAGAGAAAGACCCGGGAGCAUCCAAUGGCAUCGCGGCCUCCAAGACUGAGUAGGCUUCCUCCAGGUGUGUCCCUUCUCUGGCUGGAUCUUGUCCCAUACCUCACCAGCCACCCAAGACUGUUUUCCACGGACAAAGAGCCCCUGUCCCCAAUGACGUGACCAGUGUGGGGUGAUUUUUGGUGAGCAUCCGAACCUGCCCUGGUCCCAAAAACGGCAGUGUCCGGCCUUGCUCAACACCACAGAUCUGCCCUGCUUUUCCUACUGCUUUCCCUCCCAGCUUCCUCUGGAUUUCUGCUAAGGUCCCUGCGCUGCUUUAGUGCUGUGCUGAUGCUUUACAAGAAGAAUAACAUGGCACAAAUAGAACAGUAAUUUGGCACAAAUUAACGUGACUCGUGGCAGGGUCUUUGUUCCACUGCUGCGCCCCUUUGUUGAUGAUUAACUGUUUCCAUCAUGGUGUCCAUCGAGACAAGCUGUAUUUUGGAAAAAAAACCCCUACCUUUUGGAAUUGGUGUGGCUUCUGAUGGCUCCCUUGGUGGGACUUCUUGCACUCAGCCUCCUUCCUCUUGCCCAGGGAUGUCCCAUGGAAACAUCAUGCCUGUAGGACAGAGGUGUGCUUUGAGUCUUGUGGAUCUCUCGAGCUCCCUGAGAACACUGAGGGGGAAGG